Molecule: messenger RNA, 1344 nt
Organism: Cannabis sativa
Lineage: Eukaryota; Viridiplantae; Streptophyta; Magnoliopsida; Rosales; Cannabaceae
Product: THO complex subunit 3
Exons: 11
Coding region: 106-1053 (315 amino acids)
Biological process (GO): mRNA export from nucleus
Cellular component (GO): THO complex part of transcription export complex
Molecular function (GO): protein binding
Source: RefSeq, a predicted model, not a curated record
UCCUUUCCUUUCCUUUCCUUCUAUAUUUUCUUUCCCUCUACUUUUCCUUCGUCUACACCAAUUGUUGAUCUCUACGGGUUUAACAAAGGUCUGAGCUUUUUGAGAAUGGCGGAGGACUCAGUUCCAUGGAAGACUCUACACAGCAGAGAGUACCAAGGUCACAAGAAAAAGGUUCAUUCCGUGGCUUGGAAUUGCACCGGAACUAAGCUCGCCUCCGGUUCCGUUGAUCAAACUGCUAGGGUUUGGCAUAUCGAACCCCAUGGCCAUGGUAAAGCUAAAGAUAUUGAGCUAAAGGGACACACUGAUAGUGUGGAUCAAUUAUGUUGGGAUCCCAAACAUGCUGAAUUAAUUGCAACUGCUUCAGGAGAUAAGACUGUCCGUCUAUGGGAUGCUCGUAGUGGGAAAUGCUCACAACAGGCAGAACUUAGCGGGGAGAACAUUAACAUCACUUACAAACCUGAUGGCACGCACAUAGCUGUUGGCAAUAGGGAUGAUGAAUUAACGAUUUUGGAUGUUCGAAAAUUUAAGUCAAUUCAUAAGCGCAAGUUUAAUUAUGAGGUAAAUGAGAUAGCUUGGAACAUGAAGGGUGAUAUGUUCUUUCUAACAACUGGAAACGGUACUGUCGAAGUUCUAUCAUACCCAUCUCUUCGACCACUUGACACUCUUAUGGCCCAUACAGCCGGUUGUUAUUGCAUUGCAAUUGACCCAACCGGAAGAUAUUUCGCGGUUGGAAGUGCUGAUUCUUUAGUCAGUUUGUGGGAUAUCUCGGAAAUGCUUUGUGUGAGAACAUUUACGAAACUCGAAUGGCCUGUAAGGACAAUAAGCUUCAACCAUACCGGUGAAUAUAUUGCUUCAGCUAGCGAGGACUUGUUCAUCGACAUAUCAAACGCUCAAACUGGAAAAACAGUCCAUCAAAUUCCUUGUCGGGCCGCCAUGAAUAGCGUCGAGUGGAAUCCCAAGUACAAUUUACUCGCAUAUGCAGGAGAUGACAAGAACAAAUAUCAAGCUGAUGAAGGUGUUUUUCGAAUUUUCGGGUUUGAAAGUGGUGCCUGAGAGAAAUUACUCGAUUCUCGGAGCCCUUUCCGGUGGCCUUUACUCAAACCUUUAAAACACUUUUUCUGUUGGAAAUUGGGGUUGUUUGUUAAUGACCAACAUGAUUAUUUACAUAUUAUUAUUUUAAUUUAGUUUUUGUUGUUGUUUAAUUAACAUUAAUGAGGAUGAGAUUAAUCAAUCAAUGUAAAGUAAAAUUUAAUAGUAAAGUGUACAUUCUCAACAUGCUCAUACAUUGGCAAAGUUUUAUAAUGUAUAAUUCAAAGUCAAUAAUAAACUCAUUUGUUAGUAACU